UGCGGCAGUGGAGCAGGGAAGGCGCGCCUGGCGCCGCAGAUACCGGGCCGGAGGAACACUGCUAUCUCCCCGCGCAGCCGACACAGCUUCCCACAGGAGCAGCAGCCCGCACUCUGCGCAGACAUGGCGUGGUGCGGCGCAGGUCUCCUGGCCCUGGUGCUGCUGUGCGCCGUCUCCAGCAUCCAGGCCUCCAGCAUCCAGGCCUCCAGCGGCAAGUGUGUCAGGAGGGUGCCGUACGUCAGCCGGGAGAGCUACUCCUUCAUCCAGAACCGCCGCGUCAAGUACCGCGGCUGGUGCUUCGUGGUGCGCUGCGAUAAGGAGCGGUGGCAGCCGGAGACGCACUGGGAGACGCGCACUGUGAUGCGCUACCGCAGCGAGGAGCACUGCUGCAGCGGCUACAAGGAGGCAGACGGCGGCAGGUGUGUCCCGCACUGCUCGCAAGGCUGCGAGCACGGCGCCUGCACUGCGCCCGACACCUGCAGCUGCGACAGCGGCUACGUCAGCGUGUCCGUGCACAGCUGCAUCCCGCACUGCCCCGGCGGCUGCCUCCACGGCACCUGCACGGCGCCCGACAUCUGCAGCUGCCACCCCGGCUACAAGAACGAGAACGCGACCUCCUGCGCCCCCGUGUGCGCGCGACGCUGCAUCAACGGCAGAUGCACGGCGCCCGGCAGCUGCAGCUGCGACCCCGGGUACAGGCGCGGCAGGUACAGCGCCCAGGUGUGCGAGCCGGUGUGCCCAGGGGGGUGCGUGUACGCGGUGUGCGUCGCGCCCGACACCUGCCGCUGCCUCAGCGGGUUCGUCAAGGACUCCAACCGCUCCUGCGUGCCUCACUGCCCGGGCGGCUGCGCCAACGGCUCGUGCACGGCGCCCCGCACGUGCACGUGCAGCGAAGGGCACGUGAAGGACGUCUCGGACUCCUCCGGCAGGACCUGCAUCCCCCACUGCCCGGACGGCUGCAGUAACGGCAGGUGCACGGCGCCUGGUGUGUGCUCGUGUGACUCCGGCUAUGUCAAGGACACCUCGGAUGUCUCCGGCAGGACCUGCGUGCCGCACUGUCCGGGCGGUUGCAGUAACGGCUCGUGCACGGCUCCUGGGGAGUGCACGUGCAACACUGGUCACGUCAAAAACCCGGCGGAUGCGUCAGGGAGAGCCUGUGUCCCCCACUGUCCCGACGGAUGUGAGGACGGAGUGUGCACGGCGCCUGGCGUGUGCACGUGUGACACAGGCUAUGUGCACAACACCACAGACCCUUCGGGAAGAACCUGCGUGCCGCACUGUCCCGAGGGAUGUGUCAACGGCACGUGCACCGCGCCUGGGAUAUGUACCUGUAACAAAGGUUACGUCAAGGAUACCCUGACCGCGACCGGAAACAUCUGUGUCCCCCACUGCUCCAAUAGUUGCAUUAACAGCGUGUGCACAUAUCCCGGUGAAUGCACCUGCAAUCAUGGCUACACGAAGUAUUCAACAAACGGCUUGAAUAAUACGUGCAUUCCGUAUUGCAGUAAUGGAUGUACAAACGGUACUUGCACUGAACCUGAAGUUUGUACCUGCUUUGCAGGGUAUGUGAAAGAUCCAGAAGACACUCUUGGACGGACGUGUACUCCAAACUGCCCUGAGGGCUGCGUUAAUGGAGUAUGUGUGCAACCUUAUACAUGCUCUUGUAAUGAAGGCUAUGUAAAAGAUACAAAUGAUUUUUCUGAUAGUGCUUGUGUUCCUUUUUGUCCACAUGGAUGUGCGAAUGGUGUCUGUGUGUCACCUGGAAACUGCGAGUGCUAUACUGGCUUUGAGAAAGAUACCGAUGAUUCGUUCAAUGCGAGUUGCAAACCAGUGUGUAAGAACAAAUGCAUAAAUGGAAACUGCGUUUUGCCAGAUACCUGUUCUUGCUAUGAAGGCUACAUUUUUGAUAACAAUGACAAAUUCAAAUGCAAUCCAUUCUGCAGUGGAGGAUGCAUUAAUGCGAAUUGCACUGCCCCAAAUAAUUGUACAUGUUGGGAGGGAUUCACAGAAGAUAAAAGCGAUGAAAGUGCUCGUUCGUGUAUUCCUGUCUGUGAGGGAGGGUGUGUCAAUUCAUGGUGCACACAACCAGAUUCCUGCACAUGCUGGGAAGGAUACGAAUUAGAUGAAGUGUCAGUCAAUAAAAAUGUAUGCAUUCCAGUGUGUUCUUCCAACUGCACUAAUGGUCAAUGCACAGCCCCUGAUACUUGCACAUGUUUCGAUGGCUAUAUUUUGGAUCCAAAUGAUGCAGAAAAUAACACAUGCAUUCCAAUCUGUGAAGAAGAAUGCAUUAACUCCAAAUGCGCUGCUCCAAAUGAGUGUGUAUGUUUUGAAGGUUACGAAAAGUACCUUCCAGUAGAUUCAAACAACACCUGUGUACCUUCAUGCAAAUAUGGCUGUGUAAACGGUUUUUGUUCUGCCCCUGAAGAGUGCACUUGCUUCGAAGGCUAUGAAAAGGUUGAAAACGAUGGGGAAAAUAACACAUGUCACCCCAAGUGCUCCGAAGGGUGCAUUAACAGCGAGUGUAGUGCACCAGAUGUGUGCAGCUGCUUCGACGGAUAUGAGAAACUCAAUAGUCGCGACAAUACGUGCUUUCCGAUCUGCGCAGGAGGGUGUACCAACUCAAACUGCACAGCGCCAGACACCUGUGAGUGUUGGCCUGGAUACCGCAGGAAUUCUUCAAACACGUGCACCCCGACUUGUUCCAAGCCGUGUGUCCGUGGCGUCUGCUCGAGCCCGGACGUGUGCACCUGCCUCGAUGGAUACAGACUGAACAUGCACGCGUGUGAACCGACGUGCCCUGGAGGCUGUCUCUUCGGGAACUGCACGGCGCCGGACGCGUGCACGUGCUGGCCCGGGUACGAGCUCUCGGCGGACGGGACCUGCGCCCCGGUGUGUUCCGGCGAGUGUGUGCACGGGUCGUGCCGACUGCCCGAGGUGUGCGAGUGUGACGCGGGCUACGCGUGGAGUGACACGGAAGGAGCCUGUGUGCCGUCAUGCCCUGGAGGAUGCGGCGAUGGGCAGUGCGUGGCGCCCGGGUCAUGCGAGUGCCCUCCCGGGUCCCCGUGGGACAGCUCUCUGCAGAGCUGUGUGGACGCAUGCUCGCAUUGCCACAAGGAGCACACAACAACGUGCUCCACAGACACCCUCGUGUGCCAGUGCCAGCCUGGCUGGACAGGAGCACGGUGCAGUGAGCAGUGUGCUGUCCUGCAGGCAGCAGCGAGCUGUCCCAGCCCCGAGACCUGCCCCUGUGACAACUACACGUGCGGCACUCAGGACAACCACCUCACUCACUGCCUGUGUCCGGCAGGAUCAUAUUCUUGCAAGAAAUCAGAGUUGCUAACUAAAAAUGAUUUCAAGACGUUGUCAUCACUGACCACAAUAGUUCUGCUGUCGUCGGUGGGAGCCUUGGCUCUUGUGCUGGCAGUGACGAAGAUUGCGGCUGCUUGCAGUGAUCGCUUUGCGUUUCAACACAAGCAUUUGCACGGAGAACAAGGUUCACUUAUCAUUCAGAAUCCAAAUUUUGUAUAUUCUAAUGAAGAGAAUACCGAAACAGAAGAUAAUUAUGGUAAUAGAAUAUUUAUGUGAAUAAUGAGUAAUAUCAUCUCAUAAGAAAAUGAAAAAAACCCUCUUUUUUUUAAAAAAAAAAUUGUAAAAGUUAACCGAGAAGAAGCACUGAAAACAACUCGACCCUAAUAAUACAAAAAAUAAUUGUAUUAAUUUCAUCCGGAGGAAAAGAAUUACCUAAAUUGCAUUAUUAUUAUUAUUAUUAUUAUUAUUUUCGAAGAAAAUUUUACUGUAAAACUUUAAACAAUUUUAAAAUGUCAUAAUAUAAUAACAUAAUAAAAUAUAUUUUUAUGACAUAGACGAGAUUAAGGUUGAAAUCUUGCGUUCUAGUUUCUUCCAGACUCCCUAUGUCCUCUUAAGCUAGUGCUCAUGAUUCAAACACUUGACUGAAGCCAGUCCCAAGGAUGUAUCGACAAGGCAGAAACAGCGAAGAUUGUCUUAAGUCCGUGUUGUGUGCGUUGGAAUGGAGCAUCUGUGUGAUAAAUUUUCUGCGGAACAUUCAACAGUCGCCGAGACUUGCUUCGUACAGGGAACAAUUUCACUGGAGUCGUAACUUAAGAACAGUUUUUUUUUAACAUGGUAAAUGUAUGUUAAAUUUUAUGAACACAACAAUUUUAAAUGCUCUCAGCUAGAACAUCAGCGGAUUUUUGGCAUAAAAAUAUCUUGGUAAAUGAUUUUAAACACAGAGAAUGCGCAUUUAAUCAACAUAAUAUUUUAUUCUGUAACAUGUGAACUAACGUUUUUCUCGUGGUGUAAAAUUUGAAAAUACAAUUUUUUUAUUUGUAGAGGACAUUUAGACACGAGUAAUGUUCCUUCAGCUGGUCAAUACAAAAACUUUAGGCAUCCAAAAUUCUAAAUUUUUGAAGAGCUGUUUCCAAACAGUAGUUAACACAAAAGUUGGAUUUAUGACGUACUAAGUAUUAUGUACUUUGGGAUGAUCCAAAUAAAGUCGUGGACCAUCUACAUAAAUUAAUGACUUCACGAUAACUGGGAAAAAUUCACAUGCUAAUGAGAUUCUUGCUAUUCUGUGGGGCUUGGGUGAAACUGGCUUUAUAUCAAAAUAAGUAGCGUUGUUCCAUUGCAUUCAAGACUCGUAGAGUCAGCCGUGAAAUAUUUCCAUGCAUAAAAGUGGUGAUCGAUGACAUUGUAUACAGCAUUCCAUAUUAAUCUGUGACUACAGGUUUUAGUUAUAUUUGAACUGCAUUUGACAUAUAUUUUAAAAUACACAUACUCCAAGUCCAUCACACAAAAGACAUGUGAGCUUGUUACUCAAGCAGUGAUACAUACUUUGAGACCCUCAGGCAUUUUCAAAAAUUUACAAAGAGACACAAGAAUGGGAUUUUAUAACAAAUCGUGCAGAGCAUUAAAAGCCAAAUAUUGAUGACUGUUCAGUCGACAGUGAAAUUAAAGUGGAGAAUAUUAAAAAUUUGGACUAAA
This is a messenger RNA of Bacillus rossius redtenbacheri, 5001 nucleotides long. RefSeq names its product multiple epidermal growth factor-like domains protein 11. Bases 124 to 3585 code for a protein of 1153 amino acids. The transcript is spliced from 6 exons. Lineage: Eukaryota; Metazoa; Arthropoda; Insecta; Phasmatodea; Bacillidae. The record is from RefSeq and is a predicted model, not a curated record.